Molecule: messenger RNA, 3172 nt
Organism: Dermatophagoides pteronyssinus (European house dust mite)
Lineage: Eukaryota; Metazoa; Arthropoda; Arachnida; Sarcoptiformes; Pyroglyphidae
Product: mothers against decapentaplegic homolog 5-like
Biological process (GO): SMAD protein signal transduction; positive regulation of transcription by RNA polymerase II; anatomical structure morphogenesis
Cellular component (GO): heteromeric SMAD protein complex
Molecular function (GO): DNA-binding transcription factor activity, RNA polymerase II-specific; RNA polymerase II cis-regulatory region sequence-specific DNA binding; I-SMAD binding
Source: RefSeq, a predicted model, not a curated record
GAAAGAAAUGAUGAUUUGACAUCAUCAUCAUCAUUCAGUUGUCGUGUUUGUCAUUCAAUUUUUUGUGAACAAUUUUUUUUCUUCUUCAAAUCGAUUUGAAAUCGAUUCGAUCAAGUAUUAAAUCAUACGAAAUCCAAACAAACCAGAAUAAAUCAAUGAAAUUGGAUCGAUCGUAAACGAAAAACAAACAACAACAACAACAGACCAGAAUCUGAGAAGAAAUCUUUGUUUUUCAAAUCAAAAAAGAAAAUAUUCUCGUAACGCGCAUGCGUAUUUCGAAAAAUCAAAAUCGAAUGAUUCUUUUGCUGGAAAUAUUUCGCCAAAAAAGUUUUUCCCGAAAAAGUUUUCUUCAAUUAGUUAAUUUUUGUUUAUAUAAUUAUCAUUAUCAAAUCAAAGAAAAAACAACGAAACAACAAGAUAACUAAAAUAACAUUGUUUGUACAUGAGCUCAUUGUUGCAAUCAUUUUCAUCAUCAUCAUCAUCCUCAUCAUCAUCAUCAUCAUCAUCACCGAUUGUAAAAAGAUUACUUGGUUGGAAAAAAUGUGAUCCACCAACAACAACAACAACAUCAUCAUCAAAUACGAUAAAAUCAUUACCAACUUUUUUAUCACCAUUAUCACCAUCAUCUUCAUCAUCAUCAUCAUCAUCUUCACCUCCAUUACCUUCAUUAUCAACAGCAGCAACAACAAACAAUAAUAAUAAUGAUAAAUGGUCGGAAAAAGCUGUAAAAUCAUUGGUAAAAAAAUUAAAAAAAACCGGUACAUUAGAUGAAUUGGAACGUGCUAUUUCUGAACAAAAUGUUAAUACAAAAUGUAUUACAAUACCAAGAUCAUUAGAUGGACGUUUACAAGUAUCACAUCGAAAAGGUUUACCACAUGUAAUUUAUUGUCGUUUAUGGCGUUGGCCUGAUUUAAAAUCAUCACAAGAAUUACGAUCAAUUGAACAAUGUCAAUAUGCAUUUGCAUUAAAACGUGAUGAAGUUUGUAUUAAUCCAUAUCAUUAUCAACGAAUAAAAGCACCUGAAUUACAGCCAAUAUUUGUACCACGUUUAUAUCCAUUACCACCACCAACACCAUUACCACCACUAUUAUCAUCAAAUAAUCAAGAUAAUAAUGUUGUUGUUGAUUCAAAUCAAAUGUCAAUGAUACAGACAAUUGUACCGAAUAAUAUAACAACAUUUGGAUCAUCAUCAUCAUCAUUACAAAAUAAUUUUUUAAAUAAUAAUCAAUUUUCUACAACAUUUUUUAAUCAACAACAAUCAUCAUUAUUAUUAAAUUCACCACAAUCAAGUAUAUCAAGUGAUGGUAUUGGUUCACCUGGUUCAUCAUCAUCAUCAUCAAAUCAAUCAUUAGCGACAACAACAACAACAACAACAUCGACAGCUAUUUCGACAAAUAUUACUUCUAUUACACCUGCUUUAAAGGAUAGUGUUGGAAUGGUUGUUACUGAAAUUGCUUAUCAUCAUCAUUUAGCUUCCGCUAAUCAUCAUCCACAUCCACAUCCACAUAAUCAUCCUCCACCUCCAUCGUCUCAUAAUCAUCAUUCUCAUCAUUCAAAUCAACAAAUAUUAACACCACAUUCACAACAACAACAAUCGGCAACAACAUUUUUUCAUCAAACCGGACAACAACAGCAACAACAACAACAACAUUCAUUAAUCAAUAAUCAAUUAAUUCCAGCAACACCUGUUGGUGGUACGAUCAAUAUUAUUGGUCAUUGCGGUGGUGUUGGUGGUGAUAAUAAUAGUGUUAAUGAUGGUGGUGGUGGUGGUGGUGAUUUAAUUGGUGAUGAAAGAAUGACUGGAGGAAAUAUUUGUUUAGAAGAAAUUGGUAGAACGAUAGCAACAAAUAUUAGAAUUGAUGGUGAUAGUAUGACACCUACAAAACAACAACAACAACAACAACAUAUUGGAACAUCAUCGACAACAACAAUAACAACAAGUGGCCCAACUAAAACAACAAAUAAUAACUUACAACAACAACAACAACAACAACAAUCAGUGUCUUCAAUGAUAACAGAUGAUCCAACAUCACCACUAUCAUUAUCAUCAUCAUCAUCAUCAUCACCAUACCAACAUCAACAUCAACAUCAACAUCAUCAUCAUAAUAAUCAUUCAUCACCAUCACCAUCAACAACAGCAACAACAACAACAAAUACCGGUCAAUCAACACAAACUGAUCAAUUACAACAGCAACAACAACAAAAUCCACAACGUUCACCAUCAGAAUAUCCUGCCGGUCAGCAACAUUUACAAUCAACAACAACAACAACAAAUAAUAAUAAUAUUCAUGAUACAUUUACAUUCACUUUUUCUUCUAAUACUUUUCCAGAAACACCACCACCCGGUUAUAUGAGUGAAGAUGGUGAUGGACAAAAUGAUGAACGGAUGGAAACAUCAUUAAUGUCAGCAACACCAAGUCCUGGUUGUUUAGAUGUACAACCAGUUACAUAUACUGAACCAGCAUAUUGGUGUUCAAUUUCAUAUUAUGAGCUCAAUACACGUGUUGGUGAAACAUUUCAUGCAUCACAACCAUCAUUAACAGUUGAUGGUUUUACUGAUCCAUCAUCAUCUGAACGUUUUUGUUUAGGUCUUUUAUCAAAUAUUAAUCGUAUAGCAACUGUUGAACAAACUAGACGUCAUAUUGGACGUGGUGUACGUUUAUAUUAUAUUGGUGGUGAAGUAUUUGCCGAAUGUCUUAGUGAAAGUGCUAUAUUUGUUCAAAGUCCUAAUUGUAACCAAAGAUAUGGCUGGCAUCCAGCUACAGUCUGUAAAAUUCCUCCCGGUUGUAAUCUGAAAAUAUUUAAUAAUCAAGAAUUUGCACAGCUUUUAGCACAAUCAGUAUCACAAGGUUUUGAAGCUGUUUAUCAAUUAACAAGAAUGUGUACAAUACGUAUGAGUUUUGUAAAAGGAUGGGGUGCUGAAUAUCGCCGUCAAACGGUAACAAGUACACCAUGUUGGAUUGAAUUACAUUUAAAUGGACCAUUACAAUGGUUAGAUCGUGUUUUAACACAAAUGGGUUCACCACGUGUACCAUGUAGUUCAAUGUCAUAAAAAAAAGAUAAAAACAUCGUCAAAAACAUUGAUUUCCAUUUGAUUUAUAAAUAACGAAUUGUGACCAAUUGUCAUUCACCACCACUCAUUUUUUUCAUUUUUCUUCUUCUUCUUCUUUUU